AGAAGACAAUGGCAGGAGAAGAUAUAAAGGAAGAGGCUGAAGGGCAAACCCAAGUUUGAGCCAAUCCCAAAUCUAUUUAGUAUUUUAUACUUUGACACUUCUCACUCCAUUUCCAUAUAGCUCCUCUUUCUUACCCACACAGCAAGAAAAUGGAGCUCCAACCCAACCAAAAUGCCCAAACCUCUACUCCAGACCCAAUAUCAGACCUUGAUAACCCCAACAAUGGCUUUCCUUUCUCUGCCCAACAACCCCAUCUCUUUUCUGAUGAUUUUGACAGCACUUGUUCCACUCCUUAUGUUAGUGCUCCUUCUAGCCCCGGCCGUGGCCCUGCUUCCGGACCUAUUAAUGGUGGUUUCUUUUACAGUUGCCCUGCAAGCCCAAUGCACUUCGCUAUUACAUCUACUGCUGCUUCAUACUCUGCGUCAGCUGUUUCUUCACCGGAUAAUGGUAAUGGCGGCUCUGUGCCUGUUGGGUAUGAGUUUGAAUUCUCUGCAAGACUUGGGUCCAGUGGUUAUGGUCAAACUGGGUCUAUGAGUUCUGCUGAUGAGUUGUUUUUGAACGGCCAAAUCCGUCCCAUGAAGCUAUCGACACAUUUGGAGAGACCCCAAGUGUUGGCGCCGUUGUUGGAUCUUGAAAAUAAAGAGGAAGGGGAGGGUGAGGAGUAUGAUAUGGGUAUUAAGAAUGGUGGAAGAAUAGUUAGUGGCGGCGGGAGUACAAGAGGCAGAGAUCUGAGACUGCGUGAUAAAUCUUUACGUCGAAGAACCAGAUCUAUGUCUCCACUAAGAAGUAUUUCUUUGGAGUUCGUUAAUGAUGAUGAUGAAGAUGGCAAGAAGAAUGAGAUCUAUGGCUCCACUGAUGAGUCUUGUGGGGCUUCUUGUUUGGAAGCUAAUGGGAGUAUCAAGAUUGAAGAAGAAGCAGCAGCAACUCUAUCAGUUUCUGCAUCUUCUUCUAGGUCAUCUUCAGCUGGAAGGAACUCAAAAAGAUGGGUUUUUUUGAAAGAUUUUCUUUACAGAAGCAAAAGUGAAGGGAGGAGCAAUAAUAAGUUCUGGUCUAAUAUUUCUUUUUCACCAGCAAAGGAAAAGAAGUCCAUGAACACAGCGGCAGCAGCAGGUGUUCAAGUUCCUGCCACAACAAAAGAAAAGCUUGGAAAUGCCUCAAAUGAGAAUCAAAAAGUUAAGGGAAGUGGAAUAGCUUCAGGGAAGAAACCAAUGAAUGGGGUAGGGAAGAGAAGGGUACCGACAUCACCUCAUGAGUUGCAUUAUAAGGCAAGUAAAGCACAGGCAGAGGAGAUGAGGAAGAAGACCUUCUUGCCUUAUAGACAAGGACUACUUGGGUGCUUGGGGUUUAGUUCAAAGGGCUAUGGAGCCAUGAAUGGAUUUACUAGGGCUCUGAAUCCAGUUUCCUCAAGGUAUACUUUGCUCUGUGGGUGCUAGAAAUGUCUGAGAUGCUCAGGACCCAACUCCUCCAAGGUGGUGACCUGGUGGUGAAGUAUUUCUAUUUGCAUAUUCGAUUCUCUCUGCUGUAUUCUAUUAUGUAUAAUGCUUGAAUAUGAAUUUUAUUGUAUGGUCUCAUCAUGAUCAACGGUUCCCAACUCCAGAUAAAACUUAAGUUUAAUUUUGAGAUAGGAGUAUUCAAUGGUAGUUUUGAUUCUAAAUUGAAUUGAAUUAAUUGUACGAUUGAAGCACUUAGAAAUACAAAUCAAAUUAAAUCGAAA
Messenger RNA from Hevea brasiliensis (rubber tree), 1714 nucleotides. RefSeq lists its product as uncharacterized. The record is from RefSeq and is a predicted model, not a curated record. The transcript has 2 exons. Lineage: Eukaryota; Viridiplantae; Streptophyta; Magnoliopsida; Malpighiales; Euphorbiaceae. The coding region runs from base 150 to 1433 and encodes 427 amino acids.